AGCGCAGAUAGAGACGCGCAGUCUCAUUAGUGCGCAAACAUGCCCAACCGAGCGCACUCCGACUAACACGCAACCGGAGAGCGGAUUACAAAGAGCAGCAGCUGUGGACAUGGCUGAACCUCUCCUGAGGAGAACUUUAUCCAAACUGCGGGGUAAAGACCGAUCCCGCCGCAAAACCGAUCCCAAACUCAACACUAACGAUGAAGCAGUAAAAACAGCUCUGGUCUACAGCUCUUCCUCGUCCUCAGUGACGGAGAUGGACGUCUCUAACGAGGACUUUGUGAGGCACACGCAGAUCACAGUGUCCAAAAAACAGAACUGGGCCAAACAGUCCCUCGUGUCCCGGGACUCGGAGCCGGUAUCCGGGACCGGCUCUGUGCUUUCGGAGCGGGAGGGCUGCUCAGGCAAGGCCCAGGCUUUAAAACAGGCCUGGAGCCAGAGAACUCUCAGGGAGGAAGGCAUUAAUGGAAGGUGUAAGGAUGUAGACAGGGAAUUAAGCUUCUCCAGAGGCUGCCAGGAACCUGAUAGAGCGGACGCCAGUCUGCCUCAGUUGGUAUCGCCUCCAGCAGCGGAAUUCUGCCCUUCCUCGGGUGUGGCUAAGCUAUCCGGGCAGGGUGUUUACCUCCAGCACCUGGAGAGGAGCAGCCGAGCCUGGGUGCUGUCCUCAGGAAAAACCCAGGCUCCGAACGAGGCCUACAUGGCGUGCAUCACAGAACGGCGGCACGUGGUGAAGAACGAGGCUAAUAUCUGGUACAACCCGAUUCCAGAGGAGGAGGACGCCUGUGUCUGUGUGGCGAUGGAGAAGGAGAAUAAAGGACUCCAGGAUCCGUGGAUGAAGAGAGAAGCUGACAGAGCGCCUGAGGAAAGCAGAUACGUGUCCCAGCACCCCUGUGUUCCAGACACGCCGUGUGCAGGAGUUAGCACCGGUGCCGGCGUAUUUAACGGUGCUAACGUAGCCACGUGCACCUCAGGAGGCUCCUCAGGUCCUGGUCCCGCGGAUAAAAGCUCCAGCAGCAGCAUGAUGGACAAGAUCAAAUCCCCCGGCACGGUCCGCCGCCUCUCCAUGAAGAUGCGCAAACUACCGGAACUGCGCCGCAAGCUCAGCCUGCGCUCGUCACGUAACCAACGGCACGCUCAGGGCCAAGCCGGCUCACCAGGGGGCGCCGAUGAAGCCUCGCCGCCCAACGUGCGCAAAGAAUCCUCCAACGUCAUCAGCAGGUACCAUCUGGAUUCCAGCGCCCCCGCCAGGCCGAGACGCAAAUCUUCGCGCAACCGGUCCGCCAGCAAAGGGGGUUACCUUAGCGACGGGGACUCGCCCGAACUCCUGCCCAAGCAGGGACCCGGGCAGGAGUUAGACGUAGGUCCUUCGGAGUCAGGUCAGGGAUCACCACCGACCCCUCCGCAGCACGGAUGGCAGGAAUCGGCCGCUUCGUUUCGGGUGUACUCGCUGGCAGAUCAGCCGCGCUGCGCCCAGAGACUGUCGGGACUUCUGACCGUUCACCUGCUCGGCGUUUCCGAACUGGCGCGGACUCGAGCCGGAAAGGACGUCUUCUGCGCCAUACAGGUGGACGGCGUGACGCGAGCCCGUACCGCCCUCCUCACCAGCCAGGAGGCGUCCCUGUCGCUAAACCACACCUUCAACCUGGAGCUGGAGCGAGCGCGGUUCUUAAAGCUCAUCGUUCUUACGCCAAGCGUUAGCGCAGCUAGCAAUGGGUCCAGGGUACCAGCCAGCCAAUCACGGAACAGAGUGUGCUGUCUCGGCGCCGUGGCUAUUCCACCUCUGUUUAAAGCGUCUCGGACUCAGCAGCUGUGUGUGAAGCUGGAGCCCAGGGGAUCGUUCUACGUAAAGCUUACUCUGCUGCAGCAGUGGGAGGCUCCGGUGCCCCGCCUCAGCGAGCUGCCUCCCCCCUCCGUGUUCGGGGUGGAACUGCGCCGCCUGGUGGAGAAAGAGGCCGGCGAGAUGAAAGUGCCCCUGAUCAUUCAGAAGUGCGUGUCGGAGAUCGAGAGACGGGGGCUGAGGGUCGUAGGUCUGUAUCGUCUCUGCGGUUCUGCAGCGGUGAAGAAGGAGCUACGGGACGCGUUCGAGAGAGACAGCGCAGCGGUUACGCUGAGUGAAGAGCUUUACCCUGACGUCAACGUCAUUACUGGUAUACUGAAGGACUACCUGCGCGAGCUGCCUUCACCCCUGAUCACCACGACCCUGUAUGAGGUGGUACUGGAGGCCAUGUGUGUGAGACCGGCCUGCAGGAAGGACGACACCAACAGAUCGCACAGCACCGUCGCCCUGCUGCAGUGCCUGCCUGAACCUGAGAGGGCCACCCUGUCUCUCCUGCUGGAUCAUCUGAGUCUGGUGGCCUCCUUCAGCGAGUACAACCUGAUGACGUGUCAGAACCUGGCCGUGUGUUUCGGGCCGGUUCUGCUCACUCCCACGCAGGACUCGUGGAAGGGGGCGGUCCCUGGAACCUUCCCGACGACCCCUGCGGUCUCGGGGAGCGGUCGAGGCGGACGCAACUUCACACAGCAGAGCAUGGAGAUGGCCAGCGCGGUGGACUUCAAGAGACACAUCGAGGCUCUGCAUUACCUGCUGCAGCUCUGGCCUGUUCCAGCAGAACGACUGAUGGACCAAUCGCUGUACAGUCCAGAGGAAGAAGAAAUCCCCGCACUAGACUCCCAGAAUCCCCUGCACUGCCACGCUCGGCGUACGGCGUUACACAUGGACCUCCCGUUACAGCAGGACUCCGCGGUGGUCUCGCGCAGAGGCCGGGGGCGUCUGGAAAGCCCGCCGUGCAACCGUUACGCCGGAGACUGGAGCGUCUGCGGGAGGGACUUCCUGUCCAACGAGGACGCCGAUUACGACGAGGUGGCGGGAAGCGAGAGCGACGACGAGGAGGAACGGGUGAAGAAGAAGGACUGGGCGUACGCGGACGAUUUCGCGCUGGAUUUCGACGCCCCGUUUACGUGCAGACUGAGUCUGAAGGACUUCGAUAAUCUGAUCUCAGAUCUGGAGCGAGAACUCGCCAAACAGAUUAACAUCUGCCUCUGAUCUCGCCUUCACAGGAACAUCUGGAUCUGCACUGUAGUCGGUCUGAAAAUCUAGUGAUCUUUCAGAGGUGGCUUGACUGCUUCCGUUUCAGAGGAUCCACAGUGACAAAUCCAUACUGAGAUCCUCUCUUAUCCUCUAAAGACCCAAGCUUUGAUUUUUAUGCCACUAGAUGGCAGACAAAGGUGUCUACUAAUGAGGACAACGGGUCUACGUUAAGCAGAAUGAAGUAUAAGCCAUAACAAAGCCAAAAUGUAAUGUCUUCAUAUGUGACUGCAGGGUCUCAAGAGGUCAAGUCUCUUUUUCUGCCCACCAGAGUUGGGGUUCUGAAUGCAUCGCAUCGAAUCUCGACUCUACCUCUCCGACUGGGUUGGGCGGCAGCAUGAACAACGAUUGACUGUUGUUCAGGGUUAAAGGGUAGAGAGUCGGAUCAUAGGUCCUCAUAACUGGUACGACUGCGGCCCCUGCUGGCUGACUGAUGGCGCCUGCACAGGGCUGAGGAAUAAUGCUGAUGGGGGUGUGACCCUCCGUACACAGCGUCCAUUAGUGUAUGAACUCGACUCGUGCGGGUGAAAAAUGCAGUCUGUACUGAUUGCGUACCGGAGGAGGAGAGGCGUCCUCAGUCAUCGGUGAAGGGUCGAACCAGUAUAGAGGACGUAAUCAGGGUAAU
Trichomycterus rosablanca is the source of this 3710-nucleotide messenger RNA. RefSeq names its product rho GTPase-activating protein SYDE1. Gene Ontology annotation, biological process: regulation of Ras protein signal transduction; cell migration; signal transduction. Bases 110 to 3043 code for a protein of 977 amino acids. Lineage: Eukaryota; Metazoa; Chordata; Actinopteri; Siluriformes; Trichomycteridae. The record is from RefSeq and is a predicted model, not a curated record. The transcript has 8 exons. Gene Ontology annotation, molecular function: GTPase activator activity. Gene Ontology annotation, cellular component: synaptic membrane.